AUGACGCUGGCAAAGACUCCCACCCUCGUCCGGAAAGGCGACAACGGGAGCCCCUCCCAGCCCCCCCCCGGCCAGGGCACCAGCCAUCAGUGGGCAGCUGGUCCAGGAUGCCCGACUCCACCACCUGAGGACGGACGGCAUGGGCCCGAGUCACGGGAAGCUCGUCCUCCCGCAGGGCCAGAACCAGCGUGGACGGCAGCGCCGCCCCUCGUGGGACACCCGGGGCCACCCUGCACGGCACAGCACAGUGGGACCACUGAGCCAGCCUGUCCCUCCCCGGCAGCCAGCACGGCCAGGGCGGAGCAGAAGCACGUGUCUGUCCAGGGCAGGAGCUUCAGAAGCCACGGCGUGAUUCCCGCCAUGCCUUCCUCCCUCCUGCGGCGGCGACUGCGGGAGUGCGCUCGGGGAUGGAGCGCCCUCAGCCCGGGAUGCGUGGGGCCCCACGGACUCCGUCUCAGAGCACUGGCGGGGCUGCUUGUCACUGCGGCACAACGGGCUCAUCCUGGCUGCCAGCACAUCAUUCAGCCGGUGCGGACGGGUCCCCCGCCACCUGUCACACCCCGGGGCCUGCCGGGCACCAGCCUCUGGCGACUGACCCAUCCACGCCGAGGGCCUGCUCCCCCAUCGCCCCGGUCACUUCCCUCUGCUGCUCCCUGCGCCUCGGUUUCAAAAACCUGUGAACGAGGCGCAACAGCAAUCACCGUGCUUCCCGGGGGUGCUGAGAAGGGGGGGCUCACACAGGCAGCACUCGAGGGGAGCCCGGCCGCCAGGGGCUCGGCGGCACCGCCGCCAACAGGAGGUCACCUGGAGCCGUAAGAGGAGCGGCUGCCGGCUCAGAACUUCGUAGGAUCAAAACGUGACACAGAGAGGACACGCUUCUUUAACUCUUUCCCCCUUUGCUUUUAAUAAAAACAA
Hippopotamus amphibius kiboko is the source of this 915-nucleotide messenger RNA. RefSeq names its product collagen alpha-1(I) chain-like. NCBI's taxonomy places the organism in Eukaryota, Metazoa, Chordata, Mammalia, Artiodactyla, Hippopotamidae. Bases 1 to 816 code for a protein of 271 amino acids. The record is from RefSeq and is a predicted model, not a curated record. The transcript is spliced from 3 exons.